AUGGACCACGACGACGGCGUAGAGGACAUCACGUCCUCGGUCCAGAAUGGGAGCUCUCGAAUCUUCCCUUCCAACCUGCAGGAUGGCAAGGAUACGCAGGAGCAUUCCGGGGAUGUUAGUAGGCCGGACUCCCAGGAUAAUGAUGCAGAUUGCAUGGAUCUCGACAAGCCACCAGAUCCCAGGCAGGACGGAACAACGGUUGGUCAAGGCGAUCGAGAAGCUAAUGCAUCGACCCCAAUCCCAAGACGAGAUGAUCCGGAACCCGUUGACCCUACAGAUGUCAUGUACACUCUCAAACCCGGAGAUGGUGGGGUCAACUUUGUGCCUGCCCUCGCACACACGUUGUCCAAGCCCAACAGCUGGAAACGGAGCGGAUACAUCAAAACAUCAGUCGCCUUGGAUUUCGUGGAGGGAGCUAUAUUCAAGACCAAGACACAAGUAGUGCUUAAGCGUGGCCAUGGGAAAAAGUUCGCCAACGUCUCGUAUUCUGAGGCCGCCAAGAAGGUCACCAUAGACGGCAUGACCAACGUUGAGAAGCAUGAGGGUCAGAAUCAGAUGCUCCAAGGGCAUCCUGGAGGCGAUACAGACGGCUUGACUGCGGAUCAAACCUCUUCUCCCUUCCCUGAACUCGAUUUCGACUGGCGCUCCAAGACGAAACAGAAUGACGAUUACCGCCACCUCUUCGUCGAAGCCAUCGAGAAUGAGGAGCAGCAGUUCUAUCUGGUCGGAGACAAUGCCUACGUCGGCAGUUCCAGGGAGCCGUACGUCCAUUGUGGGCAAGACUUCUUCGAGAGCCAAGAAGAGAAAGUUGUUGGAAUCCACACUCCUUACUUCUACAUCAGCGCUGGCAAAAACGCCGUCACGACCUUGCACGUCGAAGACGGAUGGUUGCCUUCUGUUAACGUUGUGCACUACGGCGCGCCCAAGAUAUGGCUCAUCGUAGAGCCGGCCCACCGGCAGGCUCUCGAAAACAAAAUCAAAGAGAUGCUGGGGCUCAAGAAAACAAACUGUGAUCAGUUCGUACGACACGAGGAACUGUUCCUCUCGCCUGAUCUGCUCGACGAGUGGGAUAUCCACUACUCCAUCGUACCUUGCGCCGCAGGCGAACUGAUCUUCGUCGCACCCGAAGCCUACCACCAGGUCAUCAACGCCGGAGCGAAUUUCGCCGAGGCGAUCAAUCUCAUCCUGCCGGACGAGCAAGGCGCGCCGGACCAGUACAGAAUCUGCCGCCCGUCGUGCUCCGGGGGUAAACAUAACCCCGUCCGUCUUGACCAGCUUCGCAUUCUGAAAAAGCGUUCGGCACGAAGAGGCCGAUCUGCAGGCGAUCCUACGACUACCCCUUCCCCAGAUACGAUCAAGCAGCCAGGCGCAAAACCAGAUGGGAAGAAGAGAAGCAAUUCUGUAACUUCUGCGGGAAAGCCACCCAAGAAACCGAAGGGAAACGGAGAUGGCAAGAAACCACGUAGGAACGCGACCGAGCCGAGCGCUGAGACUGUCUUGUCAAAUUUCCAAGAAGUCUCAUCGAUCACACUGCAGAAGCCCGCGGGCAAAGAACCCGCGAAGCAAAGACGGGCCGCGUCCCUCAAGCAUCCAGCUCCACAGCCGACGGCUGCGAUAGAUGCGGGAGAAUCGGCCACGAAACGCUUCCGCGAGCAGUACGAGAGGAAUGCAUUGGCAGACCGGAGAUCGUUGGAAGCCCGCUUGAAGAAAUGCUUCCACCGCGCCAGGCUGCACAAGGCCUACUUGGAUGCUGCACAGGCGGUUGAUGCGCAACGGGGGAAAGAGGCCGGGGAUAUCGCGCGGACGCGUGGUGGCGGAUCCCACGUUCGCCACCAUGCCAAAAAGGAGCUUUUCGAAGAUGUGAAGCGGGAAUUGGGCGACAAGGCGCCGAGGAGGGAGUCGUUCGACGCGACAAUGGAGGAAGCGUCCAAAUGCUACAAGAUCGAGCAAGCGUGUGGCGGCUGGGCGAUCUGGGUUUUUCUGCAGCUCGCCCUGCGCUGGCAUUCGAGCCCUGUGCUGGAGGACAAUGUGCGGUGGACAUUGAACCAGAUUAACAGAAAUAACGGAGCGCUCGAGAAAAAGCUCCAGGCCCUCCUGGCGACUGGUGAACGAGCAAAGUUCAAGGAGGGCAUCGCUGCAAUUUCCCGCGGGAACGGUAAGGGUGCGGAGGAUGCAGAUGACCGUGCUCAAAGUCUUCUCGAGACCGCCCCGAGCACCUCUCAGACUGACAUGGGGUUAUUCUCAUUUCUAGAAGAUGUCUCUGGGACGAGUAAUACUGGAGCGAUUGGCGAAACUGAGUAA
Lasiodiplodia theobromae is the source of this 2301-nucleotide messenger RNA. RefSeq names its product Transcription factor jumonji/aspartyl beta-hydroxylase. The coding region runs from base 1 to 2301 and encodes 766 amino acids. The record is from RefSeq and is a predicted model, not a curated record. Lineage: Eukaryota; Fungi; Ascomycota; Dothideomycetes; Botryosphaeriales; Botryosphaeriaceae. Gene Ontology annotation, cellular component: nucleus. Gene Ontology annotation, biological process: chromatin remodeling. The transcript has a single exon. Gene Ontology annotation, molecular function: histone demethylase activity.